This is a messenger RNA of Phascolarctos cinereus (koala), 1509 nucleotides long. It is a transcript of the gene DMP1, whose product is annotated as dentin matrix acidic phosphoprotein 1. Gene Ontology annotation, molecular function: extracellular matrix binding. The record is from RefSeq and is a predicted model, not a curated record. Gene Ontology annotation, biological process: ossification; extracellular matrix organization. Gene Ontology annotation, cellular component: extracellular matrix. NCBI's taxonomy places the organism in Eukaryota, Metazoa, Chordata, Mammalia, Diprotodontia, Phascolarctidae.
AUGAAGACCACUCUUCUGCUGAUUUUCUUUUGGGGGUUCUCUUGUGCUCUUCCUGUCACCAAAUAUCUAAACACAGAUUCUGAGAGUUCUGAAGAAUUGAAGACAAAUGAGGACAAGAUGGACUAUAGUGAUAGUAUUGAAUCAAAGGAAGACUUGGCCCUUAAUGAUCAAGAGACUGUUUAUAGACUAUCUGAUAGCUCCUUUAAGAGUGGAAUAAAAGAUGAUGAUAAGAAUGAUGAUGAAGAUGACAGUGGAGAUGACACUUUUGUUGAUGUAGACAAUGGCCAGGGGUCCAUGGAAAGGCAUCAACAGGAAGGUGAAAACACCUGGCCUGGAAGUGAUGAUGAUUCCGACAGCACUCUACACAAGGAAGAUAGUGCUGCCGAUGGGGAAGGUGCCAGUCACCAUGCUGUCAGUCAUGAAAGCAGUCAUCAUGACAGCAGAAGCCUUGAAGAAGAGGAGAAUGAAAGUCAUAAGGUGGGAGUCCAUGACAGCGACAGUGAUGAGUACACUGUGGGAGUAGGAAGUAAACAAAGCUACAGCAAUUCCAGAGAUGAUUCUUCAUUUGAUGAUGAAGGAAUGCAAGGCGAUGAUGCAGACACCAUUGGGAGCAAGGAAGGUAAUUCCAGAAUGAUCCGUUACAGCGUCCAUUCAAAGAGAAAGAUUCACAAGACAAGAGGUCAGGAUGGGAAUAGACAAGAUUCAUUGAAUGUGAGCCAUUUGGUGGGGCAGCUUGACAGGAACUCCUUCCAAAAGGCACGCAUCUCAAAGGAGGAUGACUGGGAUGAAAACAACGAUAGCAACACCGUGGAAGAAGCCACGAGUGAUUCCACAGAAAAGAGCCAAUCCCAUGAAAACAGUCGAUCCCGUGAAAACAGCCGAUCCCAUGAAAACAGCAAAAGCAAAUCCCGAGAAGAAAGCAGCAGUCAGUCUCAGGAAGACAGCCAAAAUGUGCAGGAUCUCAGCAGUGAGUCCAGACACGACAAUGACAAUUCUCAUGAAAAACAAAGUAAAUCCCAGGAAGAGAAUGAAAAUAUUUCACGGGGUGAUAACCCUGACUCUGAUAGAAAGACUGUUGGUCUAUCUGAAGUUAAUAAGGAAGACAGUAGUAAUUCCUCUGAAGACAGCAAUCUAACCACAUCCUCCAAAUCAGAUAGCGAAUCUAGAGAGGAACAAAGUGACAGUGAAUCUAACGAGAGUGUGACCACCUCAGAGGAAAGCAAAGAGUCAACUGAGGAUGAAGACAGCUCCAGCCAGGAAAGUUUCCAGUCUCAGAGCUCAUCCGUGGAGAGCCAAAGUGGAAAUACUCAAUCUGAAGAAGAUGCCAGAGCAUUUCAGGAAAACAGUAAGCUUAAAGAAAAUGUGAAUUCUCAUGAAAGUCAAUCAGUUAGUGAUGAAGAGAGCCUGUCCAGAAGCAUCGAGGUAGAAAGUAGAAAGCUGGUAGUUGACAGUUAUCAUAACCGACCCACUGGAGACCAUGAUGACAAUGACUGCCAAGAUGGCUAUUAG